Nanorana parkeri is the source of this 951-nucleotide messenger RNA. RefSeq names its product olfactory receptor 1009-like. Gene Ontology annotation, biological process: G protein-coupled receptor signaling pathway. Gene Ontology annotation, cellular component: membrane. NCBI's taxonomy places the organism in Eukaryota, Metazoa, Chordata, Amphibia, Anura, Dicroglossidae. Bases 1 to 951 code for a protein of 316 amino acids. Gene Ontology annotation, molecular function: G protein-coupled receptor activity; olfactory receptor activity; odorant binding. The record is from RefSeq and is a predicted model, not a curated record. The transcript is spliced from 2 exons.
AUGUGGCUGGGUAUCAUGGAUGACAUUUACCGCAUGGAGGACCUGACUGCCUCCUUGCGCAAUGAGGAAGAACGCUUCAGGUCCACUUGGAUGCCUUGGCUUCACUUCCGCCAUUCCGCUGCCUACGAGGCGGAGACGGGAGAGAUUCCUGCCACCCAGAGCAGUAAUGGCAUAGCAGACAACCGUCUUCACAAGCCAAUGUACUUGUUUUUGAGCAAUCUUUCCUUUGUGGACGUCAUAUGUUCCUCAGUGAUUGUGCCUAAAAUGUUGAGGGACCUUCUAAGUGAAACCAAAGCCAUCUCUUUUGUUGGCUGUGCUGUACAGUUGUUCAUUUUCGGGUCCUUUGCAAGCACCGAAAGUCUUCUUCUAGGAGUCAUGGCAUACGAUCGUUAUGUAGCCAUCUGUAGCCCAUUGCUGUACCAUGUCCACAUGAGCGGUGUCUUGUGCCUCCAGAUGUUGGUUGCUGCCUAUUUUGGAGGUUUUUUAAAUUCUCUUGUGCAAACUGUGGCCGCCUUCCGUCUUAACUUCUGCAGAUCCAACAUUAUCAAACAUUUCUUCUGUGACCUUCCACCACUCUACAAACUCUCCUGUUCUGAUAUAUCUAUGAAUAUUGCUGCUUUGAUUACUUUAGGUAGUUUGGUCAGUAUGAGCAGCAUCAUACUCAUCAUUGUCUCAUACACCAAUAUUGUUCUCGCCGUUCUGAAUGUACGAUCAGCCCGGGGUAGAUACAAGGCUUUUAGCACAUGUACCUCUCAUAUAACAGCUGUCAGUGUCUUCUAUGGAACUGUCUUCUUUAUGUAUUUUCGUCCAUCCACUAGCAUAUUAGACCAGGACUGGGUGGCUUCUGUCUUCUACAGUGUAGGUAUACCUAUGUUAAAUCCACUGAUAUAUAGCCUUAGGAAUGCUGAGGUCAUAGAAGCUCUUAAGAGUUUUUGGAAAUGUUUUAAAUAA